AUGAAUAGCCUUCCAAUGUCCGAGACACCAGAAAGGCUAGAGAGCCAACUCUUUGUUUCUGAAGAUGAUGAAGAUGUUCUGAUGGAUACCAGUGGGGCCGAAAAUGGCGAGGAAAACGACCCUGUGGUUAAUGAAAUACCGAUCAACCUCACAAACGGUCCAUUCCCCAUUCAUAUUAUUCAGUAUCCAAAUAAACCUCGGAAAACAGCACACGACGCAGUGCUGCACCCGCCGGUAAGUAAUGUGAGAUACAGGACGAAAUCAGCCCUUUGGGAACUGGAUAUACCUGCAAACACCGAAGUUUUCUAUGACAAAAACAGAGCUGAAGACGAUUGGGAGUCAGUAGCGCACCAGACCCUGAAGGGAGUUAGUGUAAACCGUGAUGGGCAGUACGUGGGGAUGAUGUCAGAAAACCAGCUGUAUUUGAUUCCAGUGCACGCGAUAGCCCAGGUGAGGCCAUUUUUCAAAUAUAUAGAUACAGCCGCGGCCAACAAUAAGCGAGAUGAUGACGACUCGAGCUCUGCACAAACAGCUAACCCACAGGCGAAAAAGGCCCAGGUGGUCACAAUGUCGGUGAAAAGCAGUAGCGAAGCCAACCAACAUCGGCUAGGUGGGUCUUUGCUCGCCCACAAGGUGGCAGACGAGGAAAGGUAUCAAGAGCUGGAGUGGAUCGAGGGCACUUUCCCGCAAUUUAAGGAAAGCAUCAUCACGGAAGAGGCUAGGGUUUCUCUCAAGGCCGUGGGAGAUGAAAAUGACUAUUUAUCAAAAGCUAUGUAG
Molecule: messenger RNA, 777 nt
Organism: Lachancea dasiensis
Lineage: Eukaryota; Fungi; Ascomycota; Saccharomycetes; Saccharomycetales; Saccharomycetaceae
Source: the annotation of a GenBank genome assembly